CACCAUUAAGCUCUCUUAAGGUGGAGAAUCCUAGGAGCAUCUCUAUGCUACUAGUCUUCCAUACACGCCACAUGUGCAGCCGCCAUGUUGUCACCUUGUUGGCGUCAUGUCAUCUGCCACAUGUGACACCACCCCCUAGGCGCAGCCUCGAAGUAUGUGUCAGACGCCUCAGGCAUUGAGUGGGUCUUUCUUUAUCGAGCCCAACUCAUUUGUUUGUGUGAAAGACUGAACUUAUUGGGCUGAAUGUGCCUAUCUUUCUGGGAUUACUUCUUAGUCCUUGAAUGAUGAGCAACUGGGCCCAACACGCGCGUAGUACAUAUAAGAUUAAACAAACAAUGGUAGAAUGAAUAUCUGCCACAGUAUAAAUUGAUUGUAUACAUGAAGCAAGAUAUACUAAUCAUCAUAUACCACCUUUUGUCACCACUUACCACCCUAUACCAUGGUGAUAUAAUUGGUCCUCAAUUAUUUUUCCAUAAAUUUGCUGAAUCGCUAUUUGUCGCCCUAGAAUUCAAAUUUCAUCGCCCUAAAAUACACCAAAUUGACACUAUUAUCCUUUGACCCCAAUUUCCAACCAAAAUCCAAAACAAACAAUCCCUUACAAUGCCCAGUCGCCGUCGUGCUCCUCUGUCCUCCGGCCGCUGCGCUCAUGUCGCUGUCAGAUUCUUCUCUCCAAUAGGUGACCACCUCAUCCCGACCGCAGUCGGUGCUCCUCUGUCCUUCGGCCACUCAUGUCGAUGUCGGAUUCUUCUCUUCGACGGGUUCCCACCUCUACCCGACCCCGCCACUUCCCUACUGCUGCCGGAUUCCUCUUUUGGUGCCGAGGAAGGAUACAAAGGAGGAACGAGGUUUUAGGGUUAGUUUUUACUUUUACUGGUGAAUUAUGUUCAGAAUGUUGAAUAUGAUAUGAAAGGAUCUAGGCAUGAAAUCUCCGCACUGUUACUUUUUAACUACGAAACUCUGAAUCCAUUCCACGAGGAAGCUUGCCCCUAUAAUCAACUUCUUUUCUCUAGAGUCAUAGGCAGUUCCAAGUUCUCCGCACUUCUCUGAAUCUUCAAUUGUAAUCAACCAAUACUCCAUCCAACUCUAUUUUGCUUUUCACCUGACUGCAUAAUGCAACAUUUAUUAGUCGAUUCAGAUUCUAGCGAGCUUGGCAUGGACCUGUCCCAACUCACUAGAGACGAAGAUUCAACCAUUCCGGCGAUUCCCUCCGUUUACAUGUUUCUACGGACAAAAUUAACUUAUGGAUAUUUGAGUAAUUUUAAUAAAUGUUAGGGCGACGAAUAAGGUGUUGUAGGGCGACGAAUAGCAAUGCCCUAAAUUUUUGGGUAAUUAGAAUAAACGGUCACAUAACUU
This is a messenger RNA of Linum trigynum, 1353 nucleotides long. Lineage: Eukaryota; Viridiplantae; Streptophyta; Magnoliopsida; Malpighiales; Linaceae. The record is from the annotation of a GenBank genome assembly.